Penicillium antarcticum is the source of this 864-nucleotide messenger RNA. RefSeq names its product fumarylacetoacetate hydrolase family protein. Lineage: Eukaryota; Fungi; Ascomycota; Eurotiomycetes; Eurotiales; Aspergillaceae. The record is from RefSeq and is a predicted model, not a curated record. Gene Ontology annotation, molecular function: catalytic activity. The transcript has 3 exons. Bases 1 to 864 code for a protein of 287 amino acids.
AUGCCUUCCUGGACCCACCUUAUUCGUUUCAUCGCUGUCGAGGACAGCCAGGUUCAUCUUGGCCAACUGGUCGACACAACCCGUGACAUUGGACGCGACAGUGUCGACGGAGUGGAGAUCGCUGCGAAGGUGAUCGAGGGAACAAUCUUUGAUUGCCGCAUUACGGACGAGGUUAUGCAUGUGAAGCAGCUUCUUUCCCCAGUAACACAGGAACAAUGCAGCUACAUCCGCUGUCUGGGCCUGAACUACAUGGACCAUGCCAAAGAAGGCAAUUUCCCCCUUCCUAAAGCUCCCAUCCUUUUCACCAAGCCUCGCACUGCCCUCGCCGGACCCUAUCCCGCCGCCAUCAAUAUUCCCAAGUGUGCCCAAGACGAUACUAGUGACUACGAAGCCGAGCUGUGUCUGAUUAUUGGCAAGUCCGGUCGCGAUAUUCCCGAGGAGGAGGCUUUGGACUAUGUCCUCGGUUACACUGCCUCCAACGAUGUUUCUGCGCGAACACUGCAGAUGAUUACCGCGCAAUGGUCUUUCUCUAAGGGUCUUGACGGCAGCUGCCCAAUUGGACCCGUCCUUGUUGCCCCAUCCGUAAUCCAAGACCCACAGACUCUUUCAAUCCAAGCUAUUCACAACGACGCGGUUGUCCAAGAUGGACACACUAAGGAUAUGAUCUUCAACAUUAAGAAGCAGAUCUCUUACUUGUCGCAGGGUACUACCCUCGAAGCUGGAACUCUCUUCCUUACUGGAACUCCUGCUGGUAUUGGGUUCUUCCGCGAGCCUAAAGUUGUGCUUCGUGAUGGUGAUGAGAUUUGUGUUAAGAUUGAUCAAAUUGGAACUUUGGUCAAUAAAGUCCGGUAUGAAAGUCGAUAA